This is a messenger RNA of Salpingoeca rosetta, 1900 nucleotides long. RefSeq lists its product as uncharacterized. The transcript has 16 exons. The record is from RefSeq and is a predicted model, not a curated record. Gene Ontology annotation, biological process: selenocysteine incorporation. NCBI's taxonomy places the organism in Eukaryota, Choanoflagellata, Craspedida, Salpingoecidae. Gene Ontology annotation, molecular function: translation elongation factor activity; GTPase activity; GTP binding. The coding region runs from base 37 to 1755 and encodes 572 amino acids.
GUGAACUUGAAGUGCCGACUGAAUUCAGGGCCGCUUAUGAAGAUGGCUGCGCCGCGACUGUUGAACGUGAAUGUGGGAGUGCUGGGGCAUGUGGACUCUGGGAAGACCUCGCUUGCCAAGGCCAUGAGCACGGUGUCGUCCACUGCCGCGUUUGACAAGCAUCCACAGAGCAAGGAACGUGGUAUCACCCUGGACCUCGGGUUUUCCUCCCUUCUCAUUCCGACCCCGGACAACCUCAAAGAGUACACGAAGGAGGAGCAGGUGCAGCUGACGCUGGUGGACUGUCCCGGCCAUGCGUCCCUCAUCAAGACGAUCAUCGGUGGUGCCCAGAUCAUCGACGUCAUGCUCCUCGUCAUCGAUGUCACCAAAGGCAUCCAAACACAGACUGCAGAGUGCAUCGUCAUUGGCGAAAUCACCUGCGAGCGCCUGGUGAUUGCGCUGAACAAGAUUGACCUGCUGCCACCAGACAAGCGUCAGGCCAAGAUUGACAAGAUGAUUCAGAAACUCAAGAAGACGUUCCAACACACCAAGUUCACGGACCCGCCAAUAGUGCCCGUCUCCGCCGCUGGCUGCACUGGCGAUGGCACCCCCACGGGCGUUGCGGCGCUGCUGUCGGCCAUAUCCGCUGCUGUGCAGCUCAAGUCCCGCAACGCCGCAGGCCCACUCGUCUUUGCCGUCGACCACUGCUUCGGCAUCAAGGGCCAGGGCACGAUCAUGACGGGCACGGUGCUGUCGGGCUCCGUUCAUGUCGGCGACGAGGUCGAGCUGCCAGCAUACAAGGAAGUGCGGAAGGUCAAGUCAAUGCAGAUGUUCCGGAAACCCGUGGAGGCCGCGCAGCAGGGCGACAGGCUCGGCCUGUGCGUGACGCAAUUUGACCCAAAGUUAAUGGAGAGGGGCGUGGUCUGCUCGCCAGGCGCCAUGCCGCCCAUGAAACUGUUUCUUGCGUCAGUGCAGCGCAUUUCGUUUUACCGGCAGGCGAUUCGGUCCAGAGACAAAUUCCACAUCUCCAUCGGCCACCAGACCGUCACCGCCUCCAUCCUCGCCCUCUUCUCCCCGCUCGACACAACACGCCCAGUGUCCGGCAUUGAUGAUGAUGACGACGGCUUCGACUACGAUCAGGAGUUUGAGUACAACGACGAAUGGGACACAUCGACCAACCGCAUGCUGUGUGUGCUUGAACUGCAGAGCGAGAUUUGCGCGCGGCCAAACUCGCUGUUCAUCGGCUCACGACUCGACACGGACAUACACGCAAACACGUGCCGGCUGGCGUUCUCUGGGCGGGUGCGCCGCUCAUGCACAGAACGCGAGAGAGAUGAAUUCCUCAAACACACGCGCGUGUGCAAACUCAAACACAGGCACGGCGUUGUCGACAGGAUGCAAGAUGAGCGGACGCUGGUGUGCGACGGGUUCUUCAAGAAGGGCGCCACGAUGGACGCGUUCCUUGGCCGCCGCGUACAGCUGAGCACAGGGGAGGAGGCAGAUAUCACGGGCGCUUUCGGCAAGAGCGGCAAGUUCAAGGUGGCGGUGGUUGGCGAUGGGCUGAAGGACACGACGGUAGCGCGGCUGCAGGCUGCUGCUGACAGGAAGAAGGCGAGGAAGAAGGCUGCCAAGGGCAAGGCGCCAACAGCAACAGUUGCAACAACCCGUGCUGGUGGUGAUGGUGGUGGUGAUGGAGACGAGGAUGAGGGCCCCAUUGGGGUGACGCUGACGUUCAAACGGAUGGUCUUUGACAAGGAAGCGUCCAUGGUCCAAUGACACACGCGUGUGUUGUGUUGUGUUGUGUUGUGACGCGUUGUGUUGUGUGUUGUGUUGUGUUGUGUGUGUGCGCGCGCUAUUGGCUGGGUUGUAGGGCUGCUGUGUUCAUUGUUGUUGUCAAUUAAUACAAGGACAGAGAUGGAGA